AUGGACUCUAACGACUCAGUGGUAUCUGCAACAACGCCUUUGGGUAUCAUGGCAGUUGUGAAGCCACAGCCCCAGCUGCCUCCCGCAGCGAACGCCAGUUUUCUGGAUGUUGUCGUGGACAACAACCCGGCCGCUGCCGCACUGCCCGCAGAGGUUUUGCAAGAUGGCACAGCGCUGGUGUUGACGACCUUUGAUGCAGGCAUCGAGGAUGGCUUCUUUGGGCUUGGGCAGAAGAUCGGGUCGGCAGAAGGACGACCUUUCAAAGCUGCAGCAUCAGCCGUGGAUGUCUCCAUCGUCGACGUACAGAGUCAGAAUGUCCAGCACAUGCAGCUCACGGACAAGCCCAUCUACGUGCGAGUCACACAGGUGCCGCCUGAGAGCAACUGGGUUUGUGCCUUCCUGGAUGAAGAUGGUAACUGGUCUACCGAAGGCGUGCGGCUGGCAACAGCGGAGGAGUUGACAGAGGUCUUCUCCGGGUCAGACUCUUCCGGCACAUGGUGUGCCACGACGCACCUUUCCAUCUUUUCGGCCUUCGUCGACAUCCUGCUGGAUUGCACGAAUGCCAACAUGCUGACUGAGGAUGGCCUGAAAGAGAUACUAGAGCGAGAGGGCUGGUGGGCGCGACCACCGGGCCUGGCGCUUUGGAUCCUGCUCAGCAGCUUGCUGCUGCUCAUCGCCUUUGGCUGCAUCACAGACAUGAGGGUGCAUGACUCUGGGCUUUGGCGGGAUGAGUACUUCCUCACAGAUCUGCCCCCAAAGUCCCGUUGCUGGGGUUUGUGUGGUGCACCUGAGAACCACUCUGAUGAAGCGAGAACUAAAGAGCAAGAGGGGCCCAAGUUGACCUCCCAGCGGAGCUUUCAGGGAAAGGAGCCGAACGGGGCCAAAUUCACAUCCCAGCGAAGCUUUCUUGGGGCGCAGGGGAGUUUUCUCUCGGCUUUGCAGGGCCAGACUGCGGCCUUCCAAGUGCAUCAAAAGCUGCUAAAGGCUGCCAAGCCAACGUUGGCCAGCAGAUUUUCAGAGCGCUUCCUAUGCCAAAGUAUAUUGUGGGAAGUGGCCCGCAGGUGCAGACUGCACAGCGGGUCCCUCGAGAUGCACGUCUGGGGUCAGAGGGGAUGGGUUCAGGGCAGCGUCGCGACACAGAAGUCCACAAAGCUGAAGGAGAUGGUCAUGACACUGGAUGAGCUCUUGCCAGAAGCUUUCCUAGCCGUGCAGGCGUCUCGAAUUCGCCCUUUUUGGACGGCUCUCUUAGCGGCGCAGCCGAUCUACGAGCUCAGCCUCUGCGAUCUUCACAUGACUGCGGCCAAACGGGCCAAGAUCGAAAUGGAUUGCAUUGUGGGAUCCUUGUCCUUUGUCGCCUUGUUCUUCUCGGUAGAUGGCACAGCAGUGGCCGCGAGGAGUCCUUCAGAAUGCCCCAUUGAGCAGGGAACGUUUCUGUGGUACACUUUUGUUGCCAUGUUCUCCGUGCUCAUCAGUUUUGUCCCACGGAGCCUGGAGUGCUACCUUGCUCGACGCAGCUUUGUCCAAGAGAGUCGGGCAAUUCCUCGACCCUGGCAACUCUGGAUGAGGCGCGGGAAGAAUCUUGGCUUCUGGGUCUUCAGCACGAUCCUCUCGUUCCUCUAUCUUCUCGUGAUCACCGCCUUCCUGGCCAAUUUGUCUGAGGCAGAUGAGGGGAAGUGGAUGUUCAGCUUUGGCGUGGUGAUUUUGCGCAAGAUGAUCAUUGUGCCAGUCUUGGCGUGCUUGGUGUCCGGCAUUGGCACAGCUUUGGCCAGUGGCCUGGGCUCGCGCUCGUCGCCGGCCUUGCCGCCCAAGAAGUUUGGACUGGAUCUCUCUCUGCUCAGCAAUGGCGAGGUUGCGAACGAGGUUGCGCCUUCUGAGACCGCAGUCACAGAAACGUGGACGGAGAAAGUGCAAGAGCUGGCCGGCCGAGGCCUGACAGUUCGUCAGCUCUUGGAAUUCUAUGCAAUGCUGGGGGAUGAGGUCAUGCAGCACUUCUCCCCAGAGGAAUCCACGACCCACGACGUUGUUCGUCAGGCCAUCAUCCCACUCUCCCGGCAGAUCAGAGGAAGGCGCUGCUUUGUGGUAGUUGUGGAGCACAGCGUGGAUGUCAUCGAGCCUGUUUUGGAGGUGUCAGUGCUAAGGGGAGGCGAGCCGAGGGGUGCUUCGUGGAAACCCACCUGGAAGGAAGCUUUCCUGGUGGAGGAUCUGUGCCUCGAAGACAGCUUGAUCUUCCGCGUGCUUGACCCUAAGCCUUUCUCCGUGACCCUGCCCGCCACGGAUGUCUGGCAGGGCUUCAAGGGAAUACUGGGCAACAGGAAGCUGCAGGUCUCCGUGGCUGCAGUGCGUGAUUCUGCCCACAAGGUUGGGAACGGCUCUUGCGUGGUGGACCCAUCAGAUGUCUCUCUUCGAGGUUCCUCUCACUCUGGCUCUUCCAUUGCGGAGAAAGUCGAGAUUCAUUCUUGCAGAUCUGGAAGCGACAUGCUACGGUUUCCCGAGUUCAAUCCAGACGUGAGCCUGCCGGAGCUCGAUGCAAUCGAUGGAUGCAGCCAAGAAGCACAAGAUGGAUUCGCCUACGCGUCCACAGUGAACAACGGCUUACCUUGCAUGCCCUUGAAGAUGGUGACGCACAGCUGGCGAAACAAGUUCUGCUUUCUCCUCGCAGCCAUCCUAGCCGAUGCUUUGAACCGUGAGAAGUAUGAUGAAAUCGCGAGGCUCCUUGCAGAACGUCAACUGGGCAAAUUGGUCCAGGACCUGUUCAGAGCAGGGAAGCUGGAUGUUGCCUACUGGGUUUGUGCCUUCUCAGUGAAUCAGCAUACAGGAAUUUGUGCCACGCCGCCACCCACAAUCGGAGUUACUGGGCAACCCUCAGAGGAGAUGAACAAGUUCGAUGACAUGAUGGCUUACCUGAAGACCUACCACCGACAGCAUGGAGGGACGGAUCUGAGGGCUCCUGAGGCGCUUGUGGCCAGUUGCCGCUCCCAUGUUGCUGUGGCUCUGGCACGUUACCAACCGGAGGCUCGACUGGAGCAAGUGGUAGCCCUGGAGAAGGCUGUGAAGAUGCACUCCUCGGCCUCCCGGGAUCAUUGCCUGGAUCGCCUCGUGCACCUGGAUGUUUCAAACGCCGCGUCUCCUCGAGAGAGCCUUUUUGAGGAUCGUGCAAACUGCGCUGUUAUGGAGCUGGUGCUGAGCAAGAUCACGGACGUGGAUGCUUUCAACGACGACCUUCAGAAGCCUCUUGCCUUGCGAGCCGAAGAAACCCGAAAUCCGCCAAGAGGUUGGGACCCAUGA
Molecule: messenger RNA, 3285 nt
Organism: Symbiodinium necroappetens
Lineage: Eukaryota; Dinophyceae; Suessiales; Symbiodiniaceae
Source: the annotation of a GenBank genome assembly